AUGUCAAUUUUCACAUCAUCAUCAAACGAUUUAAUUCAAUUAAGUUUACCAUCAAUAGAAAGACCAUUUGGUUUAUAUUUAUGGCCAAUUUUCAACAAGAUAUUUGAAUUAGCUAUUGGUUAUCCAGCUGAUGAUUUUCAAUUUAUUUAUCAUAAAACUUUUUUAGCAAAUGGAUUUCAUGCUAUAAGUAUUAUAAUUGUUUAUUAUAUAAUAAUAUUUGGUGGUAGAUUUUUAAUAAAUAAAUUUAAAUUACCAGCUUUAAAAUUAAAUUUUUUAUUUCAAUUACAUAACAUUGUUUUAACUUUAUUAUCAUUAAGUUUGUUAUUAUUAUGUAUUGAACAAUUGGUUCCAAUGUUAUAUAAUCAUGGAUUAUUUUAUUCAAUUUGUUCAAAAGGAGCAUUCACUCAAAAAUUAGUAACAUUAUAUUAUUUAAAUUAUUUAACAAAAUAUUUAGAAUUAAUUGAUACCGUAUUUUUAGUAUUAAAAAAGAAAAAAUUAUUAUUUUUACAUACUUAUCAUCAUGGUGCUACUGCUUUAUUAUGUUAUACUCAAUUAACUGGUAAUACUUCUGUUGAAUGGGUUCCAAUUACAUUAAAUUUAGCAGUACAUGUUAUAAUGUAUUGGUAUUAUUUUUUAAGUGCAAAAGGUAUAAAAGUUUGGUGGAAAGAAUGGGUAACAAGAUUUCAAAUUAUUCAAUUUAUUUUAGAUUUAGGUUUUGUUUAUUUUGCAACUUAUACUUAUUAUGCUUUUCAUUAUUUUUAUAAUUAUUUACCAACUAUGGGUGAUUGUCAUGGAACUGAAUUAGCUGCUGCUUAUGGUUAUUUGAUUUUAUCAUCUUAUUUGGUUUUAUUUAUAAGUUUUUAUAUUAAAGUUUAUAAAUCAAAAGGUUCAUCAACAGGUGCAAAGAAGAGUGGAUUGGAAAAGAGAGUUGUUGAAGAAGAAACACAAAGUAAGUCAACUGGUGUUUCAGCAAGUUCUACAAAACCAAAAUCAAGAAAAGUUUAA
Lodderomyces pseudojiufengensis is the source of this 1005-nucleotide messenger RNA. RefSeq names its product elongation of very long chain fatty acids protein. Bases 1 to 1005 code for a protein of 334 amino acids. NCBI's taxonomy places the organism in Eukaryota, Fungi, Ascomycota, Pichiomycetes, Serinales, Debaryomycetaceae. The transcript has a single exon. Gene Ontology annotation, biological process: very long-chain fatty acid biosynthetic process; fatty acid elongation, monounsaturated fatty acid; fatty acid elongation, polyunsaturated fatty acid. The record is from RefSeq and is a predicted model, not a curated record. Gene Ontology annotation, molecular function: fatty acid elongase activity. Gene Ontology annotation, cellular component: endoplasmic reticulum membrane.